AGAGCGCUGAUCAAAACUGGACGCGAUUGUUUACGCGACGUGACGUAACUCGAGCAAGAAGUCGGAGAGAAAAGAGAGAAAAGAGAGAGAGAGAGAAGAAGCAAGGCGGAGAGGAAAGCAGGAAGGAGUGGAAGGAGGAAAAAACGGGAGCACCGGAUCUCGCGACAGAUCCAUCUCCGAUGGAUCCAGGGAGAGGUCGGCGAUCGGCUCGGUUGUACACCCACGUGCGCCUGCCUCGUAGCCACGGAGAGGAGGAUAUUCGGGUUUCCCCGAGGAAGGAGGAGGAACGCGAGCCGCGAACGAAGAAGAAGAGGACGCGAGAGGAGAGGGCAAACGCGGCUAAUGGUAAUGGUAGCAAGCCAGUGUCUCUCGGGCCGCCGUCCAAGCCGGUACAUAUCCACGUCGUGGUCCACGUGUGCUCGCUCGCUCUCUCUCUCUUUCUCUCUCUCUCUCUCUUUCUCUCUUUCUCCCCAUCUCUCUCUCUCUCUCGCUCGCCCGCUCGCUCGCUUUUUCAUCCUCGAGGAUUUGGAAACAGGGACCGAGCGUGUCCGUGCGUGUCCCUGCUGCCGUUGGAACCGUUCACCUUCGAGGAGGAGUCGAUCGAGACGGGUUCUUCGAUUCUCUUUUUCUCUUCCGGUCACCGAGCUCCCCCCCUCGAGAUCACCUCCUCCUCCGAUAUCCCUCUCGAGAUCCGACCUUUGGCGUCUCCUCCACCUGCCCGUUUCGUCAAACAUUUCCCCCUCUUCCGCGAUCGUCGAUUUACCUUUUUUCUUUUUUUUCUUUUACGAUCGAGAGAUCGAGUAUCGCGAGAGAGUCGAGUCUCCUCGAGGGUGUUCGUUCGCCGCUUCGCGGAGUCGCGGGGAGAAACGCGUGAAAAGAAAGAAAGAAAGAAAGAAAGAAAAGAAAAAGGAAAGGAAAGGAAAGAAAGAAAGAAAGAAAGAAAGAAAGGAGCACGACUCGAUCGAAUUGGAGCGAACGGUCGGAUUGAAAUUCGGAUUUUUUCGGUUAUAUAACAUCCCGUCUCGGGACGGCGUUGCGUUUAGGCGAAAGGAUCGUGAAAGAGGGAUCGAAGGGAUCGUCGGCGGUAUCCCUCUUUUCGUUCGUUGCCGAUGAGAGUAGUAACGUUGGAUCGUGAUAAAUUGGUGGAUCGUAAAGAUAAGGAGAGCCAUCGUUCAUGAAAGACUCGUAUUCAAAUACGUUUAAUGGAAUUGAUCGUUCUUCCGGCGACGAAAUCAGCGAGCAAGAGGUCGGCGAAUGGACGAGGGACGACGAAGAUGAGAUUAUUUUAAAGAAAUAGAAGAGGUCCGAGCGGAGCGGCCGAGUGGCAGAGUGACCUCGAGAUUUAUAUUUAUCUCGAAAUCGUGCCCGCGUCAAAUAUAAAACGCGUUUCUAAUAAAACAUUUUAUCGAUGUAAUCAAUGUGCGAAUGCAAACAGUGAUCAAGAUGAUAAAUGUUUGCUCUUUAAAUCAUCAUCCGCGCGAGUGGGUAUAAUUAAAGAGCGAGGUUGACUCUCGUAGGGGGGAUCGUCUCCAAUUAACGUUAUCGAAGACACGUGUCCGAACACCAGUGUUUUUUUUCCUUCCCCUCUCCCUUUCUCUCUCUCUCGCGACGAAUCAACGGAGGAAAUCGAAACGAUCGAUCCCGUACGAUCGUAAAUCAUCCUUGUAAAUUGUGCGGCGAAACUUAACAAUCCGACUUUCCAAUCCCUCACGCACCCCCUCCCCCCGUUAAGAGCAGCGAGCAUUCGCGAGUGACUCAUCGUCGAAACAGUGUGUCCUCUCCCUUCCCGACGAAACAACCGCGAAUUCGUGAAAUCGUUGCACAUCCGUGAAAAUCACUUCUCCGCUUCUCAACCAGCGAACAACAAAUUCCAGCACUGCCUUUCGAAAAACUCCACCGUCGAAGGAAACUCGUCGACUCGUCCUCGAACGACAUCCAUCGAGAAGAUCGAAGUGAAGAUCGUCCGAAAAUCGAAGGAUAAACGAAGAAUCCGUGUUCCCCUCCCUUCUCUGCCCCCGUCGACAUAGAUUCCCCGAAGGGGAGGCGAGGAUGACAGGGGCGCGGCGAUGAGAGGGGCGCGAGGAAUGGGUGCGAGCAUGGGGUAGAAAAAUGCGGCCCGGAAGGUCAGCUUGGACCCUGGCCGUGCUGGCCCUCGGAGUAGGGGCCUUGUUCCUGGUCGGAUGGCGGAUCGACACGGGCGGCGACGCGUUGUCUGCUCCGUCCACGAUCGAUUCGGCUUAUUUCGCGGCGGACGUCGCGUCGUCCGGGCCGCGAGGUCGCGUUCGCCGCGAAAAAGAAGACGAGAGGAACGAGGAGGAGGAGGAGGAGGAGGAACGGAGAGAAGGAGAGAUCGAGAGGGAGGAUCGAGAAACGAGAGGCGCGGCACGUUGGAAGGGAAGUUGGCCCCCCUCGAAUCUCGAGGCGGAGAACGGUUCGACGAUCGACUUUGGGAGGAGGAAGAAGGAGGAGAGUGGAUCGAGGGGUUACGAUGGCGAGGAGGGAUUGUUGGAUUUUCCUUGGACGAGAAAUUUGGAAAACGAGGAGGAAGGUAAUCGCGUAGACGAUUCGAGAAAAAUCUCGUUUCCAUGGAAGCCGGAGAGAGAGGAGGAUGAAAACUCGGAUGCGUCGAGGGUCGUCGGUCGUUCGCGCGGGAGUUUCGAGGGGGAGGACGAUCGAGAAUCAACGAGUUAUUCGGUGUCGAGCUCGUCCCCACUACGGGUGGAUCGUGACUCGCUCGAUCCCGAGGAAGAAAAAGACGGAAUAAAGGACGAUAGCAGUUGGACGAGUUAUCCCGUGGAAAAGUCGCUUCCCUUAUCGAAUCUUGAAACGAAGGAACGACGCAUCGAGGACGAGAGGGGUUCGUCUCGGCUCGAAACGGAAAUCGAUCGAAAGGAACGGACGAGGAGUCGAGUAGCGAGGAGAAAGGAGGGCGAAAACGCGCGGAGACGAGAGAAGAAGCGCGGAACGAGCGAGGAUCCGAUUACAAAGGGGAUCGAUGUGGCGUCGUCGCAAGGGAGCGGAAAGAGAGGAAGGGGAGAAGAGGAUGGGACUCGGUUUUCGACGACGACGGACGACGACGGGCAGAGGACGAGGACGGGCACGUUGAAUGGGUCGAGUGAAAGGAGCAGCGACGUUGAGGAGAAUUUGUCGCGCGAGGUGAAUGGGCGAUCGAUGAAUGAAGCGGAGAAGAGUUCGGGGCAAAGUUACCACUACCUCGGCUCGGCCAACCGCGGCCACUCGCUGACGUCCGAUGCACGCGCGAACCGAGGCGAAGCCGAGGCGAGGAAAGCGGAAUCCGAAUCCGGCCACCACCCCUCGAACCAACCUCGCUCGGCGUCCACCGAAAGCAGAGGGUGGAGGCGAGUCCCGUGGAAUACGAACAAGGAGCAGAAGGAACGUGUUGACGAGCGAUCGAUCUCGCCCCCAGCGACGCCGAUGGAUCUUUUUUUUCGCCCGGAUCACGGAUCCUCUGCGAACACGUUCGUGAGUGGGGAAGGGAAUAUCCUGGAGGGGACGAGAUCUCCCACCGUCCGCUCUCCAACCAUCGAUAUUCGCGACGAAAAAUUGGAAAACGACGACGAGGAUAGUGAUGACUCGCGUUUGGAAGAAUCGCUUCGUUUCGAAAGGGAGGAAUCGUUCGACGAGGAGUUUCCGAAGGCGGAGGAGGAUCUGGGACGCGAAUCGAGUGAAAAUUUGGUGGAGGAAGAAGAGAAGACGGGCCGAGGGGACGAAUGGCCGAGGGGAAUGGUGGAGAAAUUUGGGAACGCGGGACGAAAGAAAGGGUGGUCGUUUCGAAAGAUCGAUCGUUCUCGGGUGCAGAAACGAGCGGGUCGAAUUCGUCGAAGGAGGCGCGCGAAUUACUAUUCGCAACAAUCCGCCACCCCCAUGGCGUACGUGCACAUCCAACCGGUGUAUCCGGUGGCGCAGGCCUCACCACCGAGCCGGAAGUGCGUACAAUGCAUGGUUGUUUACAAACCUUGCCCAUCCACGCCUAGACAACCACCUUUCCCAACCUAUAAGUAUCAGGAGCUGGCUUCCAAGUGGUUCGGGCUUAAAUACGGGUGUCGAUGCAAUCCUGUCGGCUCGAUAAGCUCUACCUGCGACAUCGUGACGGGUCAGUGCCAGUGCAAGCCUCACGUGGCCGGCAGGCAAUGCGACCAAUGUACGGUUGGGUUCUGGGGCUUGCCGACGGGAGCUGGAUGCGCCCCCUGCGGAUGCGACCCGAUCGGGGCGCACAACUCUUCCUGCCACGAAGCCGUGGGCCAGUGUUACUGCAAGCAAGGCGUAGGCGGGACGCGUUGCGACACGUGUCUGGCCGGCUACUACGGAUUCUCCUCGAGCGGGUGCCAAGCGUGCGACCCGUGCGUACGUCCGGGCCACAUCUGCGACCCCGACACAGGUCGCUGCGUGUGCCCGACCCUCACCUUCGGCGAGCACUGCGACCGCUGCAGGCCCGGCUCCUGGGACUUGGUGGCGGGGGUUGGGUGCAGGCCGUGCGCCUGCACCCUCGGCUCCACGAAGCCCCACUGCGACCACCGGGGACAAUGCCCUUGCAGAAUAGGCUACGCCGGGCUCAGGUGCGAGAGAUGCGCGAAAGGGUACUACGGUUACCCCAGGUGUCGACCUUGCGGUUGCAACGCGGCCGGCACCACGCGGUGCGAUCGCGAGACUUGCGAUUGCAACGACCAGGGACAGUGUCCUUGUAAGGAAUACGCGGUCGGAAGGCAGUGCGAUCGAUGCAAGGAGGGUACGUUCGGUUUGGCGUUGGACAAUCCGAAAGGUUGCACCGAGUGCUUCUGUUUCGGGAGAACAACUUCUUGCCGGCAAGCCGGCCUUAGUUGGGGGCAACGGAGAUUGACUCGUCCACGAACCCUUUACGUCAACGACACCAUCAACGAAAUAGCGGUGAGCAAAUUUAGGUCGCAAAUUUUCUUAUCUCCCGUCAACGGCGGUUUGAACAUGACCAACGGACUCUCCACGAUUCCUGACACCGAAGGUGAUGUCACGAUACCGGCACACUUGUAUUACAAUUAUCCCCUCUAUUGGAUGCUGCCCGAGUCUUUUCUUGGCGAUAAGGUCGUAUCUUACGGAGGAUUUUUAAGAUUUACAAGUUCGACGGAGGGUGGGAUACCUUUGAGAUCGACUUUUCAAUAUCCGAUAGUGCAACUGCAGGGGAACGAUAAAAUUGUCCUGGAAUAUUAUUUACCUGUACCUGCCAACGAUAAUCAUUACGAAGUCAGAUUUCACGAGUCGUUGUGGCAGUUGCAGAAUAGGCCCGAUUACAAAGUGACGAGGGAGGUUCUGAUGGUUGCGUUGCAAAAUUUACAAUACAUUCUGAUAAAAGCUUCCGACAAUGCCGAAUUUACGAAGGCGACUUUACUCGAAGCCUCUAUGGACGCUGCAGUUCUAACACCUACACACAUCCCACAACUUGCAACCGGUGUCGAGAUUUGCAAAUGUCCCCCGGAGUAUAACAGCACGUCCUGCCAGGAUCCAAGCAUCGGUUACUAUCGAUGGUAUAAGAAUACGACAGUCACAUCGACGAUCGUCAUCGAUCUCGUCGGUGAAGCAAAAGCCUGCCAGUGUAACGGAAGAUCUAAUAUUUGCAACAUAGAGACGGGAUAUUGCUUGAAUUGUCGAGGAAAUACCGCGGGACCAAGAUGCGAUAUUUGCGCGGACAGUUUCUACGGGCAUGCCGACUUUGGCUGCAAACCGUGCCCCUGCCCGCAAGCGGACAAAAGAUUUUCGAGUACUUGCACGAUUCUCGCCAACACGGAGCCGAUCUGCGUCUGCAAACCUGGUUACACCGGGAGGAAAUGCGAGCGAUGCUCGCCCGGAUAUUACGGAUUCCCUCAUCUGCCCGCUGGAAAAUGCACGCCGUGCGAAUGCAACCCUGCUGGAAGUUUGAACGACGAGUGCGACACGGAAACGGGGCAAUGCAGGUGCAGAGCUGGGUCUACGGGUCGUGAUUGCUCCGAAUGUACAGCGUAUCGCCACGUUUUUAUAAACAACGUUUGCACGUCGUGCAACGAUAACUGCACUGGUAUACUGCUCGACAAUUUGGCUGCGCUUGCACAAGAAUUAGCGGAAGGUACCGUGCACAUAGCAGACGGAUACGUUCCCCCUCCCUGGCAGGAAUUAUCCUACAUCGAUUCGAACACGACCGAGUAUUUGGAAGAAAUGAAUCGACAGAAUAGAUUGAAGCAAAGGAUGAAAAAUAUUCCGUGGAACAAGUACAGAGAAUUGUUGAAAGAAGUCGAAGUGUUGUUCAGAACUGCCAAUGAACAAGCCAAACGCUCGGAUAUUCUAAAUUCAAAAAGCAACGAUUUAAAGAAUAACAUAUUUAGCGCAAAGAUCGAAAUGGAGAAUCUGAAGAAAUACAUAGAAGAUACGAUUCUCCUGUUGAAUCAAUACAGCAACGAAAACAAAAGGAUAGAAUUGAAGAAAGCGUUGAAAACGGCGAAGAUGAUUUUAAACGGUAUGAAGGAAGCGAACUUGACAAGGAAGAGAAUGGAAGUAGAACGUUUCCUCGAAGAUGCCCAGAAGACCAUCGAUUGGUCAAACUCGUUGUACGAUGCAACGGAACCACUUGCGAUCGCUCAAGACGAAGCGGAAGAAUACUCGAUAAAGUUGAACGACGUGAGAAGCAUCAUAGAGGAGACGAUGGAAACGUUGUUCACGUACGACGGAUUGUACAACGAUAUUAAUCAAACGUUUUCAGAGGCUAAGGAUUAUUGCAACGAGAUCAACGCGUUGCGCAAUAACAUCAACUCGUCCAUUAUCGAAGGGGAAAAAUUGACUAACGAGACGCGCGGCUUCAUCCUCGAUUUCCAAAAUAACGUUCAAGAUCUUCCAGAACUACGAAACAAAUUAGCAUACUGGUUUGAUAAAUUGGGUAUGAAGGAGGAACUGCUGUACAGAUUAAAUUACGAAUAUAACGACACAUACGUGAUACCCGCGAUUGCACACGUGAAGAAUUUAUCGAGCUACGUUGACCAGUACGUCAGUCUGUUUUCCGAGACAAGAAACAUCGCAGCUAGCCCGCUCAAGGCCAGCCAAGCGUACAAGAACAUCGUCGAUAACGUAAGAACCGCGAAUAUCACAGCGAUGGAAGGUAAAGAGAUUACGAACGACGCGUACAACAAGACGUUUCCCAACGGGCUCAAUUCGAAAUCGUUGUUGGACAUUGCCAAAGAGGUGUCGAGGGCAUCGUCCAAACAGUUGGAACGCGCGAAACAGCACGAGGAAUUGGUAAAAAAGGCGAGUGUUGAAUUGGAAUUGCAAAAGGAAGCUGUGACCCUUUUGAAAAAUACUUUGAACAACACUGGAAUCAGAGACAAUCAGGUUAAUCUAAAAUUCCAAAAGUUGAAAGAUGAUAGUAAGAAAUUACGAGAAGAUAUAGAAAAUAUAUUAAAAGACAACGAGAUGGUACUAGAGAACGUGAAAAUAUCGCGGAAACUUAUCGAGGAUUACGAGGAAGGAAUUGCCGAUAGAUUGAAACCAAAACUGAACGAAUUGAAGAGGGAAGGUGAUUCCAAGAUUAGUCUAGCUAGCGAAAAAUUGACGGAAGCGCUUAGCAACACGAAAAAAGCAGACGCGAGAUUGAUAAGCUUCUCGAAUGCUGCCGCGAAAAGGAAGAACGUAUUUGACAAGUGGAACGAUACGUUGGCCACGAAAUUGCAGAAUCUCAAAGAUAAAAUUGCCGAAGCUAGAAACACCGCUGACGGAAUUCGCGUUUCUUUGAAAUCGGCCGAGGGAAAAGAAUGUAGUCGUUCGUACAGGCCAUCUACAUUGCAGCCAACAUCGACGAAUACAAUCGUGAUGACGUUCGCGCUUCCAAAAGGGAAGAAGGAAGGUUCUCUAUUUUAUUUGCCGAGCAGCAUAAACGAUGACUUCAUCGCUCUGGAGCUGGUUGACAGAAAGGUGAGAUUCGUAUGGAACGUUGGAGGAGGUACGGGGAUUCUUACGCAUCCUGAGAUCAUACAUAGCAGCGACAUUCAGGACGACAAGUCCUGGUACCGCAUCGAGGCUGAAAGGGUGCGACACGUAGGUAAAUUAUACGUACGAAAGCAAGCAUCGACAGCUAGAGGGUAUCCCGUGGUGAAGAAUUCGACCAACUCCGAGUACGGUCGUUUCGACAUUACCACGUCAGAUCGUGUCUGGAUAGGAAAAAUUCCCAGACCGGAGCGAAGAAGGACCGAGCUUAUGGCGUCUAGCGGGCUUCCGGGAUGUAUACAUCAAGUCAUUUUAGACGGGAAGCCUAUAGGUCUUUGGAACUUUGUUACAACCGCGCCAGAUAUGGCUUGCGAGGCGUGCGUGGAAGGAGUGGAAGAUGUCAGCGACGACACGGUUUACAGUUUUAACGGAGAGGGAUAUGCGGUGAGAAACAGAGUUUCUUCUGGGCCGUACAAUCCAUACCGGUUUGUAAUAUCGAUUAACUUCAGGACUUACGACGAGAAUGCCUUGCUGUUUCUGGCCAUCAACCCGGACAACAAUCAACACGUCAUAAUAUUCCUGCGAGAGGGGAAAGUGAUUCUGCAGAUUGGUUACGGUAGUAACGUCAGCAUGGAAAUGUCCUCAAACUUUAAAUAUAAUACCGGCAACUGGACGAAGGUGGAUGCAUUCAGAUAUUAUCAGUUGCAUAAGAACAUUGAAAAGUGUAGCUUAAGCGUAGGGGAAAACGAUAAGAGAAUCGGGGCACCCGCGACUCAGCCCAAAAAGGAAGAUAUUCCCAAUUUUCUUCAAGCUAAAUAUUACAUCGGUGGUGUUCCACCGAGUUUUCGCGCGGAUAAGUUAAUGCUGCCCUCCCAAGUUUCUUUCCUCGGCUGUAUGUCCAAUAUCAUAAUCGAGGUGGGCUAUGAUCCAAUGGCGGAACAGUAUUAUGGCGUUGAGCCUAUUUGCACGAAUAAGCCAUUGAGGUUGGUAGGAUUUUACGGAGACGGUUAUUUGCAACAUGCAGCAUACACGCUGCGUAAAAUAAACUCCACGGUGAGUUUCUCGUUUAGAACGAUGCAAGAGAGGGCCGUGCUCCUUCUUUCCACGUUUGAAGGACAAGAAGAACGUAUGCCUCUUAUACGACACAUGAACGACGAAUCAAACAAAAAGAGUUAUUAUUCCGUGUGCAUAAUGAAUGGACAAGUUGAAGUGCGCUUGAACGCCGGGAGAGGAGAGCUCGUUUUAAAAUCGAACGACACUUUCAACGAUGGAAGAUACCACUCGGUGACGAUAAUUAAAAGGCGGAAAGAUGUCGAGUUGCGAAUAGACGAUGCUUAUCAGACGGCGGGUAAACUACCAACUAGCGCCGCUAUUAAAGCUCCUGAAGAGAGCGGAGGAUUAUUCUUCGGAGGUUUACCCAUUCUUAUCAACAAUACCGAAAUGAUUUCCACUACCACUCCAUUGUAUGGUGCCAUUAAAGACGCGAUAUUUAACGACGAUAUUAUUCGAUUCGACGAAGUUAUCAGUUUCGAGCAUGCAUUGAUCGGUCGUUCUGGACCAAGUAUGGGAAAAGAUCCUCCUACUUACACACCUUCGGCCUCGUUAUCAAGAGGAAUGUCGACACAACCGGAAGGAUGUCAAAAAGUACCGUAUUAUUCUCUGGAAGCUGGUGCUCUAAAGUUUGGCGACAAACCAAAUAGCCACACUCAACUUUAUUUAAACUUUAAAAAAUUUUGGGAGAAGAAAUACGCCAUAGAAUUUGAUUUCAGAACGUAUUAUCCAAAUGGUCUUUUGUUCAUUACACCAGGUCUUAGACCAAAGCACUAUCUCAUGGUCGUGAUACGGGAUGGACAACUUUUGCUUUUAGUGAAGAGCAAACAGAAGAAAGAGAUAUUGUUUAAAAUGCCGUUCAAUGACGGUAACUGGCAUCACGUAAUGAUCAGUCACGAUGAAAGGAAAUUGACGUUACUCGUGGAUUCUCUAACACCGCACACUAUUAAAGUACCAAGAAAGAUUGGACUGGCUUCUAUGAUGUACAUCGGAGGUCUACCUGAAAGUGGCACACCGAUUCCUGAACAAGUUGUGGUUAAACUUGAAACCCUAAAAGGCUGCAUCAGAGGAUUGAGGAUCAAUGGAAACGUGUUUGAUAUGGUUGGUUCCACGAGUAGAGCUUAUCAAGUUGGACAAUGCUUUCCAAACGUGGAAAGUGGAGCUUAUUUCCAAGAUGAAGCAUAUGCCAUAUACAAGAGAAACUUUGAAUUAGGUGCAGUGCUUGAACUUCAAUUGGAAUUUAGAACAUCGGAAUUGUCAGGUGUUUUGCUUUCCAUAACGGCACCCGGCAAUUCGCCUUCAUUGUCAUUGGAGCUGAAUAAUGGCAAAGUGAUCAUGUCGGGUGAUUUGGGAGAUAACAAUCCAUUAUAUGCUGAGCAACGUUUUACUAGUCCAUACACGAUCUGUGACAAUCGAUGGCACAGAAUACAAGCGGUUUAUAAUGAUGAGGAAUUGGCAUUGAAGGUUGACGAGAUGGAUCAGAAGUAUGGCCUUCCACCUAACGUCAAUUAUCAUAUGAUGGAUUCUACGAUCUCUGGACCUCUCUACAUUGGUGGUUUGCCAGCCUCUGCACCAAAAGGAACAUUAAUGACAAGAGAUCAUUUCAAUGGAUGUAUAAGAAAUGUGAUGAUAGGGGGAGAGAGACGGGAUUGGACAGACAUGGAUGAAUUGCAUAACAUUCACUUGAGCUCCUGCCCAGUACAAUGAUAAUCAGUACAAUGUGUGAACUCCUCUGAGUCAUUCAAUUUAGUUCCAAAGACUGUUCAAAGGAUGCACAAUGAAAUGAAAGGUUUCUAUGAACGGUGUUCAAAUACGAUUUCACACCAGGAUCAAGUGCCAUAUCAUGAUGGGAAAUUCUCUAAUUGUUAAGACAUAAGAUUAAACGAAGCCAAAAGAUGCUAACAUGCAAAUGCAUGAAGUUUGUAUCAAUGUUUCUCAAACUUGUUUUUACUGUUAUGAACUUCUAUUCUAUAACAAAUUCUUACAAAAUGUUAAUGAAAAUCCUUUGUAUUUUUAUAUGUAUCUGAUAAUUAUAUUUAUAUUAAAAAUAAGUUGAGAAAAGAUAAAGAUACAAUGAACAUCAUGUAAAAAAAAAAAGAAUAAGUUAAUAUUUGCUACUUGUACAUAGAAAAUUUUACAUUAACCUAUUUUAAUUAAAUCUUUUUGAAAUAAAUUUUUACUAAAAAAGAAAAGAACAAAGAACUUUUUUAGUAUGUAUUAAGAAAAUUCAUUUAACGUUACAACAUUUAAAAAGUUAAUAUUAAAUUAAUACUAUUAAUUAAUUAUUUAAAUAUCCAUCUUAAAAUUAAUUAACAAAAAGUUAUAUAAUUUACUAUUCUACUAAAACAAAUCGAUCAAAAAUAAUAGAUUUUUUAUCUAUUCAUCAAUAUAUAAAAUUUAAAGAAAUUUAUUAUUAAUUACCUCAAAACAAUGAUGAUGUGAAGUAAAAAUAAUGUAUUGCACUUGUAUUAUCAUUCCAAUAGAUAUUUUAAUAAUAAUAUUCACAAACAAUUUAUUAAAACACAACGAAUAAAAAAUAUUAUCUUCCCGCGCACUUACACGAUUCUUUGAACACUGACAACUUCAUGAACAAGUACAACGUUCAUCAAAGUUCGACUUUAAGAUGAAAAGGUAUAUAGAAAAUUAACUUUAUAAGAGAAUAAUAAUUUACAAAAUAAAUUAAAAUAAUUUGAAAUUAAUUUAAAUUCAUUAUAAAAAUAAAAAUUUUUAUAUAAAUCUAUAAUUUAUUACAAUAUCAAGAUAUCAACGUAUCACGUAGUAAAUUUAAAUUGUUACCUACUAUUGGAAUGUUUUUUACAACUUUAGUAUUUUAUAGUAAUAUUAUAAAACACAGUUUGAGAAACGUUUUUUAAAGCAUUAACAAAUUAUGGCACAAAUUUAAAUCGAAUUGUAUUAUAGAUUCAAUAUAUAAAACAAACGCCACGAUAUACGUGUAAGUAGCAAAAUCACUGCCAUAUAGUCUAAUUGUAAUUCAUUUAUGUAAGUCAUGAAAGAAUUGUACAUCAGUAUUUAAAGCUAUUUAUUAUCAUUAAUGUAAGUGUAAUCAACGAUUUCGAUUAGGAGCAUAAUAAAAAAUUGUACUCAAUCGAAAUCGUAUAUUUUUUAGAAAAAAAAAAAAAAUAAACGAAAUAAAAUUAUUUUGUACUAUUUUAGUAAUAAUAAAUAACAUAUUUUAAUAUUUAAAAUAAUUAAUAGCGAAAGAAAAGUCAUAUAUUGCGCCCUGUAAUAAAGUGCCCUUAACGAAUUAAACGUAGUAUAUAUGUAGGAAGAAAUGUUCUUUACAAGAAUAUUUUAAUAUUUAUAUCUAGUAUUUUUCUUAUUCGUUGAAUUGUAAUAUAUUAUACAUAUGCAGAAAAAUUAACAAUGACGCCUUCGCUAUUGUGUAUAAAAUAUAUAACAAUGAGAAAGUAUGGUCAUCUAAUUCACCCUCUUCUGUACUCCAAAAGUUAUAUAUACAUUUACAUUAUACAACCAAUUAAGAUAAAGAAGACACACUUUUAUAUAUAUACAUAUAUAUAUGUAUAUAUGUAUAUAUAUAUUAUAAUAUAUAUUAUUCAUUAAAGAAUAAAAGUCUAUUGCAAAGUGGGUUAUUAAAUUUUAUUGAUGACAUUCGCUGCAAGAUGUUAACAGUAAAAUAUGACCCAAAUUUUUACUUGACGUACUCAAUAAAUAUAUAUCAUUGAGUAAUAAUUUCAUUUAUGCAUAUAUAAAAACAUAAUAUUUACAGACAUGGAUAAAUCGAACAAGUAUGAUUUGACAAAGUUUUCAGUUUUCAUUUCUUUCAUUUGUGACAAUAAAAAUGAAGGAUUAUUACAUAAAGGUAAUCAUUUAUUAUUAGUAAGCGCGAUUUUAUAUUAUAUUCCAUUUUUUCGUAUCUCUGUUUUUUGUUUCAUUGUUUAUCACGCCAGUUACCAACAGCUCACUAAUAACAUUUCUCUGCUUUGAAAAAUAUAAAUAUCAAGCAUAAGCAAUCUUCCUUCUUUACUACCGUUAUACAUCCUUUUUUCGAACGUUCUCUUACUGUUUUAUUGUUUGUUUUUAUAACUUUUUCCCCAUUAUAUUUUCAAUCCCUUCUCCACAAACCGAUAUCCUUCCAUCGAUUCUUAAGAUUAGUGACUAUUAUAUUGUUAAUCAUAAAUCUUCAUUCAUUGUUCGUUCACUUUUACUCAUUCAUUGUUAUCAUAGACUUUUUAUCAUGACUUCAAAUCUUAUAAUUCAUUUUAUGGCAUUUACUAAUUUUCGCAUUCAAUAUUGUCAAGUCGGACUAUUUUCGGAGUCUGAAGCUCGCAAAAAUUUCUCUAUUUAUCAUUUUUUUACGAUGAUACACGCAAUAGAUUUACAAUAGACGAGAAUAGAAUAUAAUGAACUCCCUUGGAUACUACGAUCGACGGAUUUUUUCUUUUUUAAAGUUUUUUUUUGCAUGUUCCUUACAUGAGACAUAUGCCCCGCAUAAUAAAACAAUCUAGGGACGAUUGAACCAAGUAUCGUAUCGUUGCGAAUUAAAAAUAUAUUUUUCGCGAUCAUUAAUCGUGAAGAACAUGAAAUUCGAUAUGUUGCAUAAUUACUUAAGAAUAAUCAAUACGAUCAUGUUGUGUUAUGCCAUUACAGAUAUAAGGAGGGUCGUAUUAUUCCUCUAAACACAUUUUUGUUUUUUUUCUGCUCUUUCUUAUAAAUUUUUUCAUUUCCAUGCACAUAGCCAUUAAGCUAAAAAAUACAUUAUAGAAAUAUCGAACAAAGAAUAAAUCGAUAAAUGCUAUAAUAUAUGUUAAAUAUUAAACAUAAUUUAAUAAUAAAGAACACAAGAACAAAUUCUAUAAUUUAUAGACCCUCCGUAUUUCUGUACAAAAUUUGUAUUUUACCUCUAUCUAAUUUCUAUCCAUUCGUCCUAUCGGCAUAUUACGAAAAUCGAAUUGUAUAUAUGUUAAAAAAAUUGAAUCGUCAAGAUGGAAGGUUAGUGCCAGUCCCAUACGAACAGCGGACAGUUUAUAAUUUAUGGCACAAUAAAUAGUUCUUCCGUUAUUACAUUAUUAUGCUAAUUAUCCAUCAUGUACAAUGUAAAAACCGCAUAUUUAAUUUCGCUUAAAAUUGGACUGACACGUUCCCAUUAGGAAAUGAGAAUAAUAUACUAGAAAAUAAAUGAAAAACAAAAAAAAAAAA
Messenger RNA from Apis cerana (Asiatic honeybee), 14163 nucleotides. It is a transcript of the gene wb, whose product is annotated as wing blister. Gene Ontology annotation, biological process: animal organ morphogenesis; tissue development. NCBI's taxonomy places the organism in Eukaryota, Metazoa, Arthropoda, Insecta, Hymenoptera, Apidae. The record is from RefSeq and is a predicted model, not a curated record.